GAGCAGCUCCGCGGGGUGAUGGCUUGGGUAACGGCCGAGGGAGGCGGUUGUGGAACUUGAGCGUCCCGGGUAGUUUUGUUCAGUGUUGUGCACCUCUCAGACGUUCUCGGCAGUGAGAAUUCGUGGCCCAGAGCUGUGUGGAAGCGUCCCGGAAACUUUUGGCUAAAGGGUGGUUCCGCUUUCAGGUGCAGCCAUGCAAGAAAGCAUACGUUUUGCUUCAUCAGGAGAUGACGUUAAAAUAUGGGAUUCCUCAUCUCUAACUGUGGUGGAGCAGUUCAACCCACAUACACCCCCACAUCCAGUCAGCUCACUAUGUUGGGCCAGCAAUAAUAGAUACCUGGCCACUGCUUCUGCUGCUGGUGAUAAAAUAGUUGUUUCAAGCUGUAAAAGCAAACCUGUUCCACUCUUUGAAAUAGCUGAAGGAGCAAAACAGACAUGUGUGAGCUUGAAUUCUAGUUCUUCAUAUAUUGCGAGUGGAGGCCUUGAUAACACAGUUAAUAUCUGGGAUCUGAAAUCCAGAAGGGUUUACCGUAGCCUUAAGGAUCAUAAAGAUGAAGUCACAUGUAUUACAUAUAAUUGGAAUGAUUGCUACAUUGCUUCUGGAUCUUUGAGUGGUGAAAUUAUCCUACACAGUGUUACCACCAAUUUAUCAAGUACUCCCUUUGGUUAUGGCAGCCGUCAGCCUAUUCGACACUUGAAAUAUUCAACCUUUAAGAAAUCCUUGCUGGGCAGUGUUUCUGACAGUGGAAAUGUAACUCUAUGGGAUGUAAAUAGCCAGAACCCAUAUCAUAAUUUUGAAAAUACUCAUAAAGCACCAGCUUCAGAAAUCUGCUUUUCUCCAGUCAAUAAGCUGCUGCUUGUAACUGUAGGUUUGGAUAAAAGAAUUAUUCUCUAUGACACUUCAAGUAAAAAGUUACUGACAACAAUAGUAGCUGAUUUUCCUCUGACAACAGUAGACUUCAUGCCUGAUGGUACUACUUUGGCUAUAGGAUGUUCCCGGGGAAAAAUCUGCCAGUAUGACUUAAGACAACUGACAUCACCAGUGAAAACAGUUAUUGCUCACAAAGGCUGUGUGAAAUGCAUACGUCUUCAGUUCAGUAGCACUUUUUCCAAGUCUAACCUUACGGGUUCUUCAAAUAAACCUGCUUCCAAAAGAGUAGAAGUCAAAGCUGGUAGUAAUCUUGGAGGAAUUCAAAAUCCUGGCAUCAAAAACAUUGCCUCUCAAGCAUCAGCAACAGUUUCAUCUCAUCUGACGCUGCCAAAUGAGAAUAAGGGAGGAGAUGUUCUUCAGGAGAAAACAGGCUUUCCCCAUAGUGGCAGCUUGGAUGUGAUUCCAUCUAAAGAAACAGAUCAUGGGAAAAGUGCUGAUUUAAAUAAUCUUGAUGGUUUGGGUCGAAGUAGUUUAGGAGAUGUGUUUUCUCCAGUCAGAGAUGAUAUUAUUGCAAGUAAAGUGAAUGAAGACCCUCAAGGAAAAGGAGAUGGUCUGGAUUUUCAGCCCUACCUUUUGGGUUUGGAUUUUCUCCCACAGCUCCCUACUGCCUUUCCAGUAAAAAGAAGCCCAGUGGGCAGUAGCGCACAACCGGUACGGUCUAGCCCGUUACAUGCACUUGUGGGAUCUCCAAUUAAGGAAGAGGAAGAACAUUCAGAGACUGACACUAAGAAAAUAAAUCUUGGAAAACAAGAAUCUAAAGAAGUCUUAAAGCAGCUUUCAAAAUCAAGCUCAUCAAGUGCAGAAUCUGUAACUUUAAGUCCUCCACCACCAUCCACUGCUGUAAAGGCUCCUGAUACAAAUGAGAGGCUAGUGAAGAAUAUUCAGGCUCAUCCUACUUAUGAUCUACCAGUAAAUGGUACUACCUCAACAAGUCCAAAGGUAACAUCACCUGUCACUGCUGGAGUUGCCAGUUCAUUGUCAGAAAAAAUAGUAGAAACCAUUGGGAGUAGCAGACCAAAUGCACCUCUGACAUCAAUCCAAAUAAACUUCAUUCAGAAUAUGAUACAAGAAACAAUGGAUGACUUCAGAGAAGCAUGCCAUCGAGAUAUUGUGAAUUUGCAAGUGGAGAUGAUCAAGCAGUUCCAUGUGCAGUUGAAUGAAAUGCACGCUUUACUUGAAAGAUAUUCUGUAAAUGAAAGCUUAGUAGCUGAAAUUGAGAGACUACGAGAGGAAAACAAAAGACUGAGGACUCACUUUUGAAAGAUUUACACUGCUAUUCUUAUUAGCAUGAACUCACUACAGGUGGUGUGUUGCUUAAGACAGAUCAUCCCUCAUCACUGAAGUAUUGUAUGAAGACCUGCUAUUAUUUUGAACAUGAAUCUUUUCUUCUAAAUGGUGUAAGAUACUAUAUGUAAUUAUAAAAUUUGUAACAGAUAAACACUGUGUAAAGAAUAUUUGCAUACUCAUGCUAACUGCCUUGAAAUUCAUCCUUCUAACAGAAAAACUAAAAGGAUAAGUACAUUAUCAGAGUUUUAGCAAUAUGUGAAGUGCCUUUUUGUAAACAAAAUCAAACCAGGAGGAUGCCUUUUUCUGUAAGAAUUUUUUGAUAUACCUACUUUUCUAUCUGCUGCUUUAUUUUACUGCUGUCAGAAACAAUCACUGUAGCUUGCCUUUCGGAUACUUUUCUUGGAGAAAAAGGAGAGAGAAAGCUCAUCUUCUGCAUGACGUGAAGCCUUGUUUAUAAGGAGCUGGAAAGUACAGUAUUCAGUUAACUUUGUUCACAUGGCAACUCUUCUAUCCUGAGUAAAACUAGAGCUUGAAAAUAUUCCCAAAUUCAGUGCCAUGAUCUUUCUUGCUAUAUUUGUAAGUCUGAAAUCUGUGCUUGUCUGCUGUGAACUUUGUUGCAAAUGCUACUUCAACUGCACAAUGAGACUUUUGUUACAACUUUAGCUAUGAAACUAGAAUUCUUUUUAUUUACACAUAUUUGAAUAUUGUCAUAACUUGUCCAAUUUGAAUGCAGCUGUAGACUUCAAAAUGUAAGUGUACUCAGCCAUUAAUAAUAUAGCAUUGUGUAAAUGCGCUCUUUCGGUCUUUGACUCAAGCAUCUUUUGCACCCCCCCGCCACCCCUUCCUUUUUAUUCGUAGUGAACAACACUUAAUAUUGAGCAGUUGUGUUGUGGUUUUGAAUCUUGUUGGUUUAGUGUUAUUGUAGCCUUUCUGAGAUAGCUGCAUACCAAAUCUAACUAGUAUCUUAGUUGUAUGAUUAACAUAGCAAACAGUAAAGAGAAAUCAUUGCUUCAGUAGCAUAAUGGUAUGAUACUUGUAUGUAAACAUUUUUGAAAUGAAGCUCAGUAUGAAGUCCUGACUCUGCUGAAGCUCAUGGGAGGUUUGGCUUGGCCUUUAUUUGUGCCAAGAGAUUAAAUUAAAUUAAAACUUCAAUUUUAAAUUAAUUUAAAAAUUAAAUUAAAAUUUUAAAUUAAAUUAAAAAUUUCUCUGAGAGACUUCUACAAGUGCUUCUUGCUAUUUAAAUUGUUCGGAGGCUUCUUGAUUUUCCCACUAAUAUUUGGUUGUUUCUUUUCACAUAGAACUCAAACAAGGAAAGUCUGAGAACAUGGUGAGUUAAUUAGUUACAACAUCUAGUGUUUAAAUCCAUGAUGGCACUCUUCUCCUAAAUGAGAAAGCCAUAAUAUAUAGUGUAACUUAUUUUUAUAUGCUGUAAAACUAAAAAAACAACCCUAUCUAUACCUUUUCCCUAUCUUUAACUGUUUUUUCUAAUAAAAGACUUCCUUUUUUUUCAUGUUGGUUAAUGACAAAUACAAUCUUGUAGCAAAAUGAGGGUGUUCAAGUAGUCUUUGAUAUUAGGGGCAGGACUUUAAAUGUCUGCAGUUCUACGGCUUUUAUAAGCUUUUAAAAAUAUUUCUAUAUUGCAUAUAACUUCAUGGUGAAAGGAAGCAAAGUAAGUUUUUUUUUUUUUUUUUUUUUAGUAACUUGACACACAAGGUAGAGAACUUAUAAAAGUUCGUAGGAUGUGUAAGCUUGACACAUUGACCGCACAGUUCGUGAAGACAAUAGUGUUGACGGUUGCAAAAAUAUCUUGCCGUUCUUCUACAUGCUUUGCAGUGUUAAUGAAGUAACCUUGCAUAUUUGCAUCUCUUGAUUUGUUACCAAGUGCUCUUGCUAGUAUACCCAGAUGACAGCAGGGAAUUAGACAAGUAUCUUGGGUAUUUGGCUUGUAGAUAAUUUGUUUUCUUGACUCAGAGCUGUAUAAUGUUUUUCUUAAUUCCCAAAUGGAGGUGAUUAUAGCAAAAGUGAUUAAAAGGAGGUAUUUUGGCCUUUUUUUAAAGGUUUUUAGGGCUUUUUCCCAUAUCUCAGGAUUACUGUAGCGCAAGUGGCUACACAUGCUCUGUGGAGACCCAAUAUGCCUAUUACUACAGGGGUAUGUUUUUUGCCUUGUACACAAAGCUGAUUUGUAUGUUAAAAUAAAGCUUGUUUUAUCCUUUUUGAGGAAAAAAA
Aquila chrysaetos chrysaetos is the source of this 4444-nucleotide messenger RNA. It is a transcript of the gene NEDD1, whose product is annotated as NEDD1 gamma-tubulin ring complex targeting factor. Gene Ontology annotation, cellular component: spindle pole; ciliary basal body; pericentriolar material. Gene Ontology annotation, molecular function: gamma-tubulin binding. NCBI's taxonomy places the organism in Eukaryota, Metazoa, Chordata, Aves, Accipitriformes, Accipitridae. Gene Ontology annotation, biological process: mitotic cell cycle; microtubule nucleation. The record is from RefSeq and is a predicted model, not a curated record. The coding region runs from base 194 to 2191 and encodes 665 amino acids. The transcript is spliced from 15 exons.